Messenger RNA from Pochonia chlamydosporia 170, 2220 nucleotides. RefSeq names its product dynamin family protein. NCBI's taxonomy places the organism in Eukaryota, Fungi, Ascomycota, Sordariomycetes, Hypocreales, Clavicipitaceae. Bases 1 to 2220 code for a protein of 739 amino acids. The transcript is spliced from 3 exons. Gene Ontology annotation, molecular function: microtubule binding; GTPase activity; GTP binding. Gene Ontology annotation, cellular component: membrane; cytoplasm; microtubule. The record is from RefSeq and is a predicted model, not a curated record.
AUGACUGCGACAAAAGUUACAUCCUAUGCCGCUGGGCUCGACACUCCUGAACUUCAAAAGCUGACAGCAAAACAUACGCAGCUCCUUGACACUGUUGACACCUUGAGAGGUAAUAAUCUUGGGAAAUAUGUUGAAAUACCACAGAUUGUUGUUGUUGGUGAUCAAUCAUCAGGAAAGAGCUCGGUGCUUUCCGCCAUCUCGCAAGUCCAAUUUCCUGCUAGGGGCAACAUUUGCACACGUUUUGCUACAGAGCUCUCUCUACGAGUUGCCGAUGAGCCAAAGCUGGAAGCAACCAUACGAGCCCACGAGGAUGAAACUGAGGAUAUCAAAGAACAUCUUGGCGCAUUUAAAAUAACCCAAACUGAGUUCGACAAAUUGCCAGAAAUAAUUGAGGCUGCUUCCAAGCAUAUGCACAUCGCAGAAGGCCAGAAUUUCUACUCGCGACAUACCUUGAGCAUCAAAAUUUCUGGCCCAAGCGUUCCGCAGCUAACUCUUGUCGAUCUUCCCGGGUUUUAUACCUUUGGUCGCGAUAACCAACCAAUCGAAUUUGCUGAGGUCGUAAAAGAGCUGGCGAAGGAAUACAUGGAAAACAAGAAUAGCAUUAUCCUCGCAGUAAUCGCUGCGUCUUACACCACGGCAAACCAGCGAAUCCUCGAGCUAAUAAAGCAGUCGGACUUUUCUGAACGAGCACUUGGAAUUAUAACGAAGCCGGACCUCAUGCCUCGUGGUGGUGACUCUGAGGCCGAAAUUCUCGAUCUCCUCAAAAAUCGUGGCUCGACCUUUAUGAGGUACGGGUGGCAUGUUCUUCGUAAUAUUGGCGAAGGAGAAGCUAUGGACUUUGAAGAACGGGAUGCACAAGAAGAAGUCUACUUUGCGCAAAAGCUAUGGAGGAACAUUCCGCAGAAUGAUAGAGGAAUUGCGACACUUCGCAAAAAGCUAUGUGAUGUGCUCCUUAUGCACAUCGCCGAGAAGCUUCCACUGGUUGCCAAACGAAUUGACGAACUCGUGGAACAAUAUGAUCACAAGGUUACCGAACUCCCAGAAGCGCGGGAUGAAAUUAAUGGAUGCCAGCGGUACCUACUUCGCCUGACGGAAAAGUUUGCUCAAAUCACACGCCAGGUCACCGGUGCAACUAGCAUGACGUUUGACUUUGACAUUGCAGCGCAAGGGGAUCUAACGGAAGCGGCGUCCGCGUCCAUGGAAAAAAGGAACCUACGAGCGCGAGUUCGAGAUAUGAAUAAAGAUUUCGUAAUGGCCAUGUUAUUAUGUGGAUCUAAACAUAUUGUCCAAUGGCGGGAUCCUCAGGAUGCCUCUGCAUGGAUCCAACCUGUGACUGGAGAUGUCCAGAGCCGGAUUGUUCAGAGAUACGGGUUGUCGCCAUCUAUUCAAAUUACCCAGGAAGAGUUUGAAAAGUAUGUGGACCGACUGGCAACCCUAAUAAGAGCCAACGAGCUCCCAGAUGAUGCAACAGCGAAACUCGUAAUGCCAAUAUUUUUUGAGCAGUCUCAGCCAUGGGGAGCUCUUGCUAAUCGCCAUGCGGACAUGGUCUUGGAAGAGACUCAGACCGUGGUGGGAGACAUCUUGAAAAGCAUUACCGAAAAUGACGAGUCAACCCGCGCUAAUAUUACUGACACCUUCAUCAAGCCGUUUUUUACAAAAAGGCGCAAGGCGCUUUAUAAGAAAAUACAGGAGCUUCUUCCGCUUCAACAUGCAUCACGAUAUCCCGUGGCGGUCGAAUUACUCUAUCAGUAUAAAUUAAGCAAACGGCAAGAAAAACGUCGUAAAAGGCUAGAGCUAAAGCAGAUGGAACAACAAGACACCAGCAUACAAAUCCCAUCACAAGCAAAUAAUCCUCAGGCUGUCAAACAUAUCACCACUGUUCCGGAGGCGGGUCGUACGACCAGUGUACUUGACGGAAUGAUGGUGUAUUAUAACAUGACUGUACAAACGUUUGUGACGAAUGUCGUUAUGCUGGCAAUCGAGAAUGAGCUUAUGGUACAGAUCCCUGGCAUUUUCACAAUGGAUAAGGUAAUCCGGGAACUGGGCACCGCUGGCCAAAUAGAAUUAGUCAGAGAAUCUAGUCAGUCAAAGAUACAACGGGAGAAGUUGGCUUGCGAUCUCGAAAAUCUCAAAAGGGGUAAAGAGCUGUGCAACCAAUGGAUCAAGGAUAACAAGAACGCUCGCACAUGUUCAUUUGAAAUCCAGGAUUUGGCAGACUAA